Molecule: messenger RNA, 507 nt
Organism: Acaulospora morrowiae
Lineage: Eukaryota; Fungi; Glomeromycota; Glomeromycetes; Diversisporales; Acaulosporaceae
Source: the annotation of a GenBank genome assembly
AUGCAACAAUAUCCACUUACCUCCUCUACUCAUUCAGGCUCUUCAACUGUAGGCCCUUCAACUGUCCCACAGUUUGUAGUGAUCUACGAUCAAAUGCAACAGUCAUGGAAGCACCCAGUGGUACAUUAUGUUUUUGAAGAUGAACCUUUCCCUCUGAUUGCUCAAAAAGAUCGGUGCGUUCUAGUAGAUCUUAAGGAAGAUGGUGAAAGCGUAGCCGAUUGUCACUCUUUAAGCCAUACUUUUCAAGUGACUGAUUGUAAAGUCAGUCUAACUCCACAAAUGAAUGCGGCAGGACAAGGUGGCAAAGAGCCCUCAUCUGCAACAGGUCUAAUGCUAACCAUUGAAGGCAUUUCUAACAGCAAAUCGAUAAGAAGCCGAGGAAACCAAUUAGGCUUUAGAGAUGAGUUCGAUCAAUCCUCUAGUAUAUUCGGAUUGGAUGGAUUAGUGUAUGACUACAAGAGAAGGAAUGACCUAAUGAGACAAUUGUUUUCUAAAGAUACUCCAUGA